This is a messenger RNA of Batrachochytrium dendrobatidis JAM81, 363 nucleotides long. RefSeq lists its product as uncharacterized. The transcript has 3 exons. The record is from RefSeq and is a predicted model, not a curated record. Lineage: Eukaryota; Fungi; Chytridiomycota; Chytridiomycetes; Rhizophydiales. Bases 1 to 363 code for a protein of 120 amino acids.
AUGAAAGAGUUUAUCAAACACCUGGAAGAUUUGAAACUGUUAACAACGGAUACUCAACUACACAAGGCUGAUGAAAUAUGGGGUAAACUGCAUGUAUUGAUACCGGAAUUGAUAAAACAUGGCUACAAAUUUAAAGAUAUAGUGCAGCACUUACAGAGUAUUGGACUGCAAGAUAUCAUAACCAAGUAUUUGGAGUAUAAUCGACCCAGUUUACAGAUCAAAGUAAUGGAGUUUGCUGCAGUAUUUGCGAGUAUGGUGUACUAUAAUCAUGAGUUCAAAGUAUCACAUCGACUAAGCAACCAACUUGCACAACUCAUACAAUCAUCAAACCGUCAAGUCAAAAUGAUGGCAAGUCAUGAUUGA